AUGAUGCACCGCAGCACCGCAGAGGAAAUGGACAGGCUUCAGCUGUCUGAUGAUGACUCUGAUGACCUUUGGGAUUCCCCCUCUAAACGCGGAAAUAAAAUACUACAUCAGAGAGCUGUGAAGGAAGAGAGCAUGUCGCCAGAACCUACAAUCACCCAUGAUGCAGGGGAAACUCUGUUUGAUCGCCAGGAGGCGCGGGAAGCCGCGUUGCGCAGUGAAUUAGAGAGCGUCCGCAAGAUCAACCAGGUCAUUGAGGGGCUGCUAGGAAGCCUGGAUUGUGCUAAGGAGAACAUGGGUACUGUCUCGCGCACCAUAGAUUCCGCUUCUACAUUGCUCAAUACUUGGACGCGUAUCCUCUCCCAGACCGAACACAACCAGCGGUUAAUCCUCAAUCCUAAUUGGCAAGGCGCCGUUCAAGAUGUGGCCGACAUGGAAAACGAAGAACUCCUCCGGCAACAGGCCGCAGAGAGACGCGAACGGGAACUCCAGCAGCAAAGGGAAGCUGCUGCCCGGAAGGCUGAAGAGGAUCAGCGAAAGAGAGCGCUGGCCGCGGGCUCCCGCACGACGCGUGGGACGACCACUCGUGGACGGGUGCACUACCAGGACUACCUCAUCUUCAACAUCCAAACCAUCGACGACCUCCACAACGCGUAG
Aspergillus welwitschiae is the source of this 654-nucleotide messenger RNA. Its product is annotated as DASH complex subunit DUO1. NCBI's taxonomy places the organism in Eukaryota, Fungi, Ascomycota, Eurotiomycetes, Eurotiales, Aspergillaceae. Bases 1 to 654 code for a protein of 217 amino acids. The record is from RefSeq and is a predicted model, not a curated record. Gene Ontology annotation, biological process: mitotic cell cycle. Gene Ontology annotation, cellular component: mitotic spindle; DASH complex. The transcript is spliced from 3 exons.